GAGGCACCACUAAAAGUAGCCAUUAAUCUACUACUGCCACGAUUGCUAAAACCAUCACUCUCACUCACCAACGGGGAAAGAGAUCGUCUCAGAGAGAUGAGAAUCGGAGGAGCUGCCCUUCGGCCGAAGGCCGGCCCGGCUGGGGAGGACGAGCCGGAGCUGGCGGGGGCCCGGCCGGGGAGGAAGAAGGCGUCGGCGGCUGGGGUUCGGGCGUGGCUCACGGUGGACGCUGCCGGGGAGGCGCGGGUGGUGGAGGCCGGGCGGCACUCGGUGAUGCGGCGGACGGGGCUGCCGGCCAGGGACCUGCGGAUCCUGGACCCGCAGCUGUCGUACCCGUCGACGGUGCUGGGGCGGGAGCGGGCCAUCGUCGUCAACCUGGAGCAUAUCAAGGCCAUCAUUACCGCCCACGAGGUGCUCCUCCUCAACUACCGCGACCCCUCCGUUGCCCCCUUCGUCCAGGAACUCCAGCGCCGCCUCCUCCUCCACCACCGCCACCCCCAUCCCCGCCGACGACAAGAAGGUGGUGUUGGCAGCAGUGAGGAUUGGACUAAUGGAUAUGAUUUGGGGGAGCCAAAGUCAAGGACUGCUAGCCCUCCUCAAGGUUCUGACGAUCUUGAGUAUCCUGGAUCUCUUCAUGCAGAGUCAGAGACAGAUGAGAAAGGAAAGAGGGAGGAAAUUUCCAGCAAUGGGCCGAGAGAUCUUCCAUUUGAAUUCAUUGCACUGGAAGCUUGUCUAGAGGCUGCUUGCAGUUGCUUAGAGAAUGAGGCAACAACACUGGAGAAAGAAGCACAUCCAGCCUUGGAUAAGCUGACUUCGAAGAUAAGCACCCUUAACUUGGAACGUGUCCGCCAGAUCAAAAGCCGAUUGGUUACAAUAACAGGACGUGUUCAAAAGGUCAGAGAUGAACUUGAACACCUCUUGGAUGAUGAUGAUGAUAUGGCUGAGAUGUAUUUGACGGAAAAGUUGAUGCAGCAAAAUAUCUCUGAUGGUUCUUCUCAUUCUUCUAUAUAUAAUCGUGGUGAUGACAUGUAUGAUGACAGGCUGCAUGCUGAGAGUUUGUCGGAGGAGAAUGAUGUUGGCAAUAAUCAUGAAGAUGACUCGCAGAAUAUUGACCAUGACCGCUCACUGUCUGCGCCCAGUGUUAUCAAUGGGGAUGGCCAUGGAAACCAUACUUGCAGCACAAGAAGUGGUGUCAAACAUCUUGAUGUAGAAGAGCUUGAAAUGCUUUUGGAAGCCUAUUUUGUACAGAUUGACAGCACAUUAAACAAACUAUCCACGCUGAGGGAGUAUGUUGAUGAUACUGAGGAUUACAUCAACAUCAUGCUGGAUGACAAACAGAACCAUCUAUUACAAAUGGGGGUCAUGCUAACCACUGCAACCUUGAUAGUAAGCGCCUUUGUCGUACUAGCUGGCAUAUUUGGCAUGAACAUCCAAGUUGAUUUGUUUGAUGAGAAGAAGUCUGGUAUGCACGAGUUCUUGUGGACUGUGGGUGGUGGAGCUACGGGAAGUAUAUUUCUGUAUGUAAUUGCCAUUGCAUGGUGUAAGCAUAGACGUUUGCUUGAGUAAUACCUUUCAGCCAUCUUUAUUUAUACGAGUCCUUUUAGUUGGGACAAUACUAGGUUAGGAGUUCUUCAUUAUGUGUGUAUUUUGUGAACUUAUAUUAGAAGAGGCUUGGCCCUGGAGUUAGUGUACUGCUUUAUUGUCCUUGUGUUUUAUGUUGUAUGCAACAAAUAAAACUCCUACUGUUGUUGUAUGAAAAUUUUAUUGCCUUUGAACCGAUCUUAUGGCAAGAUCGUUUUUUUGUUUA
Elaeis guineensis (African oil palm) is the source of this 1807-nucleotide messenger RNA. The record is from RefSeq and is a predicted model, not a curated record. Lineage: Eukaryota; Viridiplantae; Streptophyta; Magnoliopsida; Arecales; Arecaceae.